Perkinsus marinus ATCC 50983 is the source of this 1524-nucleotide messenger RNA. RefSeq lists its product as hypothetical. The coding region runs from base 1 to 1524 and encodes 507 amino acids. The transcript has a single exon. The record is from RefSeq and is a predicted model, not a curated record. NCBI's taxonomy places the organism in Eukaryota, Perkinsozoa, Perkinsida, Perkinsidae.
AUGGUAGAUAAAGAAAUCGUUUUGAAGUUUCACUUCAAUUCGGACAUCGUUCGUGUUCGUGCAAGCACGACUGACGUUGAUUCGAUUGCCAAGGUGAGGGAGUACAUUGCUGACGCCUGGCCGGAGUUGCGAGGGAAGGACUUCGACAUCGUCGUUGGUGAUGGUCUUGGGUCUAAGGACAUCCUCAAUGAGGACAAGCUUGAUGAGCUGUUGACGGAGGCCUCUGUCGGUGAUGGUGUCUCGAAGAAUAUUGGCAUCUUUGUGGAGGAAAGGGAGGCUGAGGAGAAGGCGGAUGCUGCUGGAGAGGAGGACAAGGAUGACGAGACUCAUAAGUGCCCUUACAUGGCUGCUAAGGAGAUGAUGAUGAACAAGUGCCCUUACAUGGCUGCUAAGGAGUGCUGUCCGGCUAUGAUGAUGAACAAGUGCCCUUACAUGGCUGCUAAGGAGUGCUGUCCGGCUAUGAUGAUGAACAAGUGCCCUUACAUGGCUGCUAAGGAGUGCUGUCCGGAGAUGAUGAACAAGUGCCCUUACAUGGCUGCUAAGGAGUGCUGUCCGGCUAUGAUGAUGAAUAAGUGCCCUUACAUGGCUGCUAAGGAGUGCUGUCCGGAGAUGAUGAACAAGUGCCCUUACAUGGCUGCUAAGAAGUGCUGUCCGGAGAUGAUGAACAGGUGCCCUUACAUGGCUGCUAAGGAGUGCUGUCCGGCUAUGAUGAUGAACAAGUGCCCUUACAUGGCUGCUAAGGAGUGCUGUCCGGCUAUGAUGAUGAACAAGUGCCCUUACAUGGCUGCUAAGGAGUGCUGUCCGGAGAUGAUGAACAAGUGCCCUUACAUGGCUGCUAAGGAGUGCUGUCCGGCUAUGAUGAUGAGCAAGUGCCCUUACAUGGCUGCUAAGGAGUGCUGUCCGGCUAUGAUGAACAAGUGCCCUUACAUGGCUGCUAAGGAGUGCUGUCCGGAGAUGAUGAACAAGUGCCCUUACAUGGCUGCUAAGGAGUGCUGCCCGGCUAUGAUGAUGAACAAGUGCCCUUACAUGGCUGCUAAGGCGUGCUGUCCCAAGAUGACGAGCAAGUGCCCUUACAUGGCUGCUAAGGAGUGCUGUCCGGAGAUGAUGAACAACUGCCCUUACAUAGCUGCUAAGGAGUGCUGUCCCAAGAUGAUGAUGAACAAGUGCCCUCACAUGGCUGCUAAGGAGUGCUGUCCCAAGAUGAUGAACAACUGCCCUUACAUGGCUGCUAAGGAGUGCUGUCCCAAGAUGAUGAUGAACAAGUGCCCUUACAUGGCUGCUAAGGAGUGUUGCCCGGCUAUGAUGAUGAACAAGUGCCCUUACAUGGCUUGUUGUUGCUGCUGUCCAAUGGAGUACCACCACCAGAAGGUAUCAUCACAUCCUUGCAUGAUGCAUAGAACCAUUAGACAUCCACACGAACGUUGCUGUGCCAAGACCGACAAGCCCGAGGCCAGCGAGAAGGACGAAUCCUCUUCUACUACUGAUGAUGGAAAGAAGCCUACUACCGAUGAAGUUGAGGCAUAA